CGCUGCUUUGCUGGCUGGAACACAUCGCUAAAUGCUUGCACUUUCUGCCAGGCUCUGCUUUCUAGGGUCAACCGCGGUCCGGAUACGCUUUCAUGAGAACAGCGCCGUUGCUCCCUCGGCCCUCGUAAGAGCUGCUCUCCUGGGGCCAUGAGUAAACAGCAGAAUAAGGAGUCCCUGAAGGACAAGCUGAAGGUGGUGUUUGGACUGGGUCAGCCCCGCCUCCCCAGUAAGCAGACAGAGAGCAAGCCCUCCGAGUUCAUCAUCACCUACGAGAUCCUGAGGGAGCUGGCCCCUGAGUGUGGUCUCAGUAACAGGAUCAAGGUGAUUAACCAUGUAUGUGACUUGGCCAAGUCCAAAAAGUUUGAGGAGCAUGCUGUGGAGGCAUUAUGGAAGGCAGUGGAAGACAUGAUGCAACCAGACCAAUCAACUGAAGCUCGACAUGCUGUUCUUCUACUGCUCAGAGCCAUCAUACAGGGACAGGGGGAGAGACUGGGUCCGUUGCGGGCGUAUUUCUUUAAGAUCAUUUGGGAUUACCAGCCAUGUAACGAGGAUCUGUCUGAAAGACUGGGGGUGUUCAAGGCCCUUACGGAGAAUGGGAAAGACGUCACCUACCUGGAGGACGACAUAGCUCGGUUUGUGCUUCUGUGGAUGGACACUGAUUUGACUGCAGACUUUUUACACGUUCUGGUCAACUUGGUCAAAUUUAACUCCUGCUACCUGGACCAGAAUGUCUCCCUUAUGGUCCAAAAGAUCUGUUUGCUGUGUAACAAGACAACGUCCUCCACUGACAUUGAGGUGGCCUUGCAGGUGCUAGACGCAGUCGUGUGCUACAACUGCCUGCCCUCGGACUCCCUGGCCAUCUUCAUCAUCACGCUGUGCAGGACGGUCAACGUGAAGGAGUUCUGCGAGUGCUGCUGGAAGUUAAUGCGUAAGGUGCUGGGGACACACCUCGGACACAGCGCCAUCUACACCAUGUGCCGCAUCAUGGAGGAAAGGGCGUACACGGAGGACGCUGCUCUACUGAGAGGGGCGGUGUUUUUCGUUGGCAUGGCAUUGUGGGGUGCGCACAGGCUCCCUGCCCUCAAAAACACACCUACACUGGUGCUGCCCUCCUUCUACAAGGCUAUGAACUGUGCCAAUGAAGUCGUGUCCUACGAGAUCGUCCUGUCGGUCACACGGCUCAUCAAGAAGUACAGCAGAGAGCUGCAGGUGGUCACCUGGGACAUACUGCUGGCCAUUAUAGAAAAACUACUGCAGCAGAUACAGACCAUGGGCAGUGCGGAGCUGAAGGCCAUUGUGUUCGAGCUGUUGAGUACGGUGGAGGAGGUGUAUGAGCAGAACGAGUACCAUGGCUCCACCGAGCGUUUCUUCAGCCUGGUGGAGAAGUGCGCCGAUAAGCGAGCCGACACCUCUGUGUUGACGCUGAUCUCCUACCGGGCUCAGUCCAUCCACCCUGCUAAGGACGGCUGGAUCCAGAGCCUCCACCGGCUCAUGGAGAAGUUCUUCAGGAAUGAGACACGUAGUGUGAUCAGAACCAAAGUGCUACACAUCCUCUCCUUUGUCCUCAGCACCAACCGGCAGCUCUAUGAGGAGGAGCUGAUUGAGGCGGUGGUGAUCCCCCAGCUGGGGCAGAUUGCGGAGGACAGAGACCUGUGUGUGCGCAAGCAGGCCACCCAGCUGCUGCUGGACCUGGCUGAGGGCUGCAACACACACCACUUCAACAGUCUGCUCGACAUCAUCGAGAAGGUUGCGAGUCGCCCGCUGGUGUGUGCUGCAGACAGUGAGCGAGACCUCCUGGCUGAGUCUCCCCUGGAGGACGUGAAGACCGCUGUUCUGGGUCUGCUGGAAGUACUGCAGAGCAAGAUGUACAGUCUGCCAGCCAGCCAUGCGAGUCGAGUGUACGAGCUACUGAUCAGUCACCUGCAGCUACACUACAAACACAAGUAUUGCUCCACGCUUGCCAGCGCCAUACGCCUGCAGGUGUUUGAUUUCUUGUUGUUGAUGAGAGCUGAUUCAUUGCAUCGUCUGGGUGUGCCCAACAAAGACGGAGUUCUCAGAUUCAGCCCCUACUGCUACUGUGAUGUGGGUGGAACAGAGAAGAGGGAGGUGGAGAAAAAGCCUUCAGGAACCAUCUCCCCACCUGCUGGAAGUCCUGCCCCAGUGGCCCCGCCCACAUCCAUCCGUACCGCCUACCUCCCAUACAGCUACGCCUUCAGUGUGUUACUGCAGUGCCUAAAGAUGGAGACGGACUGGAAGGUUCUGAAGCUGCUUCUGGAUAAGCUGCCGUGGACCUUGCAGUACAAGGUUCUGCUCCUCACCUCCCCCUGUAGCAUGGAUCACCUCUGCUCCACCCUCUGCUCUAUGGUGACGGAUCGCCUGAUCUCGGAGAGACUGAAGCGUACUCCAGACGGAUUCUCCCGUACGGAUGUCCAGCUCGCUGUGGUUCCAGUCCUUACUACCCUCACAUCCUACCACAGCUACCUAGACCAGUCCAGACAGAGGGAGCUGGUGCAGUGUAUGGAGACUGGGCUGAUAUACCGCUGUGCUAAACAGUGUGUGGUGGCUCUUACCAUGUGCACCGUGGAGAUGCCAGACAUCAUGAUUAAGCUCCUCCCCGCACUCAUCGUCAAGCUCACGCACAUCUCGGCAACGGUCGCCAUGGCCUCACCCAUGCUGGAGUUCUUGUCCACUCUGGUGCGACUCCCUCACCUGUAUGCUAACUUUGUGGCCGAGCAGUAUGUCAGUGUGUUCGCUAUCUCGCUGCCCUACACAAACCCCUCCAAGUUUAAUCAGUACAUUGUGUCUCUUGCCCAUCAUGUCAUCGCUAUGUGGUUCAUUCGCUGCAGGCUGCCCUUCAGGAAAGACUUUGUGCAGUACAUCACCAAGGGUCUUCGGUCCAACGCUCUGCUUCCGUUUGAUGACACACAUGAACAGAGCAGCUUCAGAGCCCGUAGCACCAGUCUGAAUGAGAGGCCAAAGAGUCUGCGGCCUGCCAAAGUAGCCAAGCAGAGCCACAGUGCUAACUCUCCCGUUAAAGAGCAGAGAGACGUGUCUGCCAUGGACAACUUCCGUUCCCGAAGCAUCAGCGUAUCCGAGCACGCGGUGCGCAGAAUGCAAACCUCCAUCACGACAUGCAGCCUGGGCUCAGCAGACGAGAACGCGGUGAUGCAGGCGGACGACGCGCUGAAGACCGUCCACCUGGAGCUCACGGAGACCUGCCUGGACAUGAUGGCGCGAUACGUCUUCUCCAACUUCUCCGCCCUGCCCAAGAGGUCUCCCAAUGCUGAGUUCGCAUUGGCUGGUGGGCCCAGCAUGACUUGGCUGGUUGGCAACAAACUCAUUACCAUAACGACCAGCGCUGGGUUACGGACCCAGGCCUUGUUAGGACUGGAUGUGGCAGACAGACCUGGAGGAGGAGAGAUGACCCGGUCAGACCCAUCACUGCACACCAGGCAGACCAAGGAGGCACCGGCCAAGCUGGAGUCUCAGUCCAGCCAGCAGCUGAGCAGAGCCACUCGUAUCCGCCAGCGCUCCAUGUCUGGUGGUCAUGCCCUACGUGCGGGUCCAGCCCAGAGCCUCAGCCCUCUCGUCUCUCCCUCAGAGAGCGAGUUGGGCGGUCCAACGCUGGAAGCGUUGAGCUCCUCCAGGGUGACUGACGACCUCCCCCAUAGCUCCGCCCCCCACUGUGCGCUGCCCCUCAGAGACAAGCGCAGCCUCGCCGACUUUGUUCCCGUGCUGACCCAGGGCUGGGCCGAGAUAUUCAUACGCAGACCUUCAGGUAACACCAGCUGGCUGAUGCGUCUGGAGAACCCCCCGAGUCCAUUUUCCUCUGAUCUUGGAAGUGUUCCCGUGCAGGAGCUCUCUAGCGUUCUUAUGGCUGUGGACAGCAGAAUGGAGCCUCAGACACACUCCACCAGUGUCUCCUCUGACGCCGGCCCGGGCCACGCCAAGCCCAGCCUCAUCCAGCGUUCCAACACGGUGGGCUCUCUCUGCUCACUGUGCCCCUCCGAUCAGCCAGGCAGGUUACAUAGGAGUAUAUCCUGGGCAGACUCAGUGGUUGAACUGGAAGAAGGUGGGCGGGGCAAAGGACCGGAUUCGCCCUGCGAUUCGGCAGAGCUGGCAGAGUUUGAGGUCGUGCCCUCUGGGCCCAUCUUCAUCAGUCCUGAGAAGUACAAGCCGUCGUGUGCCACGCUCAGCAGGUCGUCCUCUGCCUCCAGCCAGGACGAUGAGAAGUCGACCCUGGAGGAGGUCAGCGAGGGAGGCAUCCCCAUCGACCAGCCUGCCGUGGCCUUCUGCGGCCCAGAGGACUCUCACUUGCCCUUCUCUCACUCCCAGACCCUCAACAAGUCCAGCUCGUCCCCUGAGCUGCAGACGCUACCCGAGGCCUUUGCCAAGGCGCUGGGGUCCGGGGCCGGAACGGGAGACGCGCUCUGCUCCGUAACCCCAGUGGAGCUCCGGGGCCAGCAGGGCCAGGCUGAGAGAGAGGGCCCGGGGGAGAACGUCGGCCCGGAAGGUCCCCCCAGCGCCGGCGUGUCCACCUCCUGUUCCUCCUCCUCCUCCUCCUCGGCCGCGAAGGUGAAGCCGGAGUUUCCGAGCCCCCAGCCGGGGCCCCACUCGCUCUCCCUCAGCGGGCACCGCCCUCGCGGCCACACCAUCUCCGUCUCCGCCCCCUCGUCACGCAGGGAGAGGAAGUCGGACCGCGACCCGUACCGCAACCGCGGGGGCCCGACGGGCGCCGAGAAGAGUUGGGGACUGAGCCCCAGUUUCGUGUUCCUCCAGCUCUACCACUCGCCCUUCUUUGGCAACGAGGCCAACAAGCCCCUCCUGCUGCCCAAAUCUGAGCUGAUUGACCGAGCCGUUAAAGUCCUGGAUCAGAUACCUCCGUAUGACACUCAUAAGAUUGGAGUGGUGUUUGUGGGGCCUGGCCAGGCCAACAGCGAGGUGGCCAUCCUGUCCAACGAGUACGGCUCCAACCGCUACGCCCGCUUCCUGACGGGGCUCGGGAAGCUCAUCCACCUGAAGGACUGCGACCCAGACCAGAUCUUCCUCGGCGGCCUGGACCACGGUCGCUAUGCUGAUGAUGGAGAGUUCACUUACUGCUGGCAUGAUGACAUCAUGCAAGCCAUUUUCCAUAUCGCCACCCUGAUGCCCAAUAGAGAGAGUGACAAAAGUUGCUGUAAUAAGAAGAGACACAUUGGAAACGACUUUGUGGUUGUGGUUUACAACGACUCGGGCGAGGAUUACAAGCUCGGGACCAUUAAGGGCCAGUUUAACUUUGUGGAGGUCGUCAUAAAGCCUCUAGACUACGAGAGUAACCUGGUUACACUACAGUGUCGCAAAGACCUGGAGGGGUUGGUGGACACCACGGUAGCGAAGAUCGUGUCUGACCAGAACCUUCCCCUGCUAGUCCGACAGAUGGCCCUACAUGCUAAUAUGGCGUCCCUGGUCCACCAGUACAGGGCCAAUCCGUCCGACGCCUACGCCUCAAAGUGGCUGGCCCGCCUACGGCACAUCAAAAGAAUCCGAACACGGGCUCAAGAAGAGAUCCAGUCCCGCCCCAUUCCUGGAAUUGCUCUUGCACAAAGCCAUGCCCCCCUGCAGAACAAGUCCUCCCACCCGAUGCCAGGCUCCACCCCCAACCCUGAUUCUGGCCAGAGGAAGCGACUGGUCUCCACAGUUGACGACUUCACAGAUUUUGUUUAGGAUUGACCUUUGACAUUUUCAUCCUCCAUUACCCGAUGACGAUGAUGACUGAUGCUAUUUUUAACAUUUUUAACUUGAUGAUGAAUUAAAUUACCUUUAGACAGCAGCGAAGUGCCCCACAUUAAUACCUGUUUAGUGCUGUCACUUGUACUGCAUUUCAAGAAGCACCUUUUGCCAACACACACACAAGCAUACACAUUUUCACAACACUUUCAUUCUUGUACACUUUCACGGCGCCCCUCCGCGUGCACACACUUUUUAUUGCCUCUUUUUUUGGGCUGACUGAUCUCUUAAUACCAGCUAAUCCAUCGAUUAAAAAGAGAUUUUAUUUGCUGUUUUGCGUGUGCAUAAAUGAAUUGUAAAUGAAAAGGUAGAGAGAUUUUUUAUAGUGCAUGUAUUUGCACAUUGAGCUCCAUCCACAUGUGCCGGCGUGUGAAGCGUGGAGAUCGGAGACCCUCCUCUCAACCGGAAUGACAUGCUGCCAUAGGCAUCCAAGGCAGUGAAUAAACACUACAAAGUUUGGAAACCCAGUUGUACGCGUAUGUCUCUGUGCACUUGUAUGUAGAAUAAAUUGUUGCAAUUCCAGAA
Messenger RNA from Electrophorus electricus (electric eel), 6291 nucleotides. RefSeq names its product TSC complex subunit 2 (gene tsc2). Gene Ontology annotation, biological process: negative regulation of insulin receptor signaling pathway; negative regulation of TOR signaling; negative regulation of phosphatidylinositol 3-kinase/protein kinase B signal transduction. The record is from RefSeq and is a predicted model, not a curated record. Gene Ontology annotation, molecular function: GTPase activator activity. Gene Ontology annotation, cellular component: nucleus; TSC1-TSC2 complex; cytoplasm. NCBI's taxonomy places the organism in Eukaryota, Metazoa, Chordata, Actinopteri, Gymnotiformes, Gymnotidae.